Nematolebias whitei (Rio pearlfish) is the source of this 3491-nucleotide messenger RNA. RefSeq names its product guanylyl cyclase 2 (gene gc2). Gene Ontology annotation, biological process: receptor guanylyl cyclase signaling pathway; intracellular signal transduction; cGMP biosynthetic process. Gene Ontology annotation, molecular function: guanylate cyclase activity; protein kinase activity; ATP binding. The record is from RefSeq and is a predicted model, not a curated record. The transcript is spliced from 23 exons. Lineage: Eukaryota; Metazoa; Chordata; Actinopteri; Cyprinodontiformes; Rivulidae. The coding region runs from base 27 to 3491 and encodes 1154 amino acids.
GAGCUGUAGAGGUGGUGAAGCUCGAGAUGCAUCUACAGCGGCGUGCCUUCAUCUAUUUCCAUCACAUAUGGAGGAAACAAACCAACAGACCAUCUCCUCAUGUCCUCCUGUCCUCCCACCCUGACUACAAUCCUCUGGUUUCACCUCAGACGUCCUCACCGUCACCUCCAGUCCUCCUCUCUUUUGUUCCCCUUACUGCUCGUUCACCCCGUCCUCUCCAUGACCCACUUCUAAGGUUCCUCGUGGUCCUUCUCACCUCCCUGUGUUUAAUACCUCACCAAGCACAUGCAGCCUGGUUUCGGAUUGGGGUGGUGGGACCGUGGGGGUGUGACCCCAUCUUCGGUAAAGCCCUUCCAUACGUUGCAGCGCAACUCGCCGUCAACCGCAUCAACAGAGACCCCUCGCUGACGUACGGAGCGACGUUUGACUACGCUGUGCUGCAGGAACCGUGUGAGACAUCCAGGGGUCUGGAGGCUUUUGUGGGUUUCCACACCAAAGCUUCUGGUUACAUUGGACCUACCAACCCUGGAUACUGUGAUGCUGCUUCAAUGCUGACUAAAGGCUGGAACAAAGCAAUAUUUCCAUGGGCUUGUGUAGGCUACGAGUUGGACAAUGUUCGAAACCAUCCAACCUUUGCCCUAUCGAUGGCGAGGCCCACCCAGGUGCUAAACAGAGUCAUGAGCUACUUCAGGUGGGCUCACAUUGCCAUCAUCUCUUCCUCAGAGGACAUCUGGGUGGAAACAGCAGCUAAGGUGGCUGACUCCUUGAGGAGCCAUGGCUUUCCAGUCAGACUGGUCAGUUUUAUGGAAAACACACCUCAUGGAAUUAGACGAACUCUGGCCAAGGUCCGCAAGAUGAGAGAAAUACGUGCUGUGAUCCUCUGCAUGCACUCGGCACUGCUUGGUGGCUCAGCCCAAAAACUUCUCCUGGAAACGGCCUACGACAUGCAAAUGAUUGACGGCUCCUUGGUGUUUGUGUCCUAUGACACUCUGCUCUACAGUCUGCCCUACCGCAAUGUGACCUACCCAGCACUGAAGAGCAACAGCAAACUCGUGCGGGCCUACGAUGCUGUGUUGACCAUCACUAUCGACUCCCCCAAAGUGUCAUUCUAUGAUGCCUACAGAGAGGCUAUGGAGAGAGGAGAGGUGGUGAGAACCCUGAAACCUCAGCAGGUGUCUCCUCUGUUUGGUACCAUCUACAACUCUAUUCUGUUCAUGGCUCAUACAGUGCAUCGAGUCCGAAAGUCAGGAGAGUGGAUGUCUGGAGGAAACCUUGCACAAAGUACACGUAACCUGGACUUCCAGGGCUUUAGCCACUCCAUCAGAACCAGUAGCUCUGGAGAGGUUCAGCUCGACUACCUCAUAUUGGACACAAAUGGGUUGUCCUUGCAUCUGAUGCCAACAUACAGGAUUGACAUGGAGACUGGGAUGAUCCGCUUCUUGGGUAAAGACAUUCACUUCCCACAAGGCUAUGGGCCCAGGAGGGAUGCAGCCUGCUGGUUUACACCUGGAGUCAUCUGCUCAGGGGGAGUGGAUCUGUUUUUGACCUUCAGCACGUUCAUCGGCUUGGUGGCUGCUUCUGUCGUUAUUAUGGCUCUCUUGUACUUCAUCCGGCGUCGGAUCAUUCAAAUUCGAAUGGUCAGAGGCCCCAACAAGAUCCUGCUGACUCUUGACGAUGUCACUUUUAUCAACCCGUCACUAAGCAACAAGAAGCUGAGUCUGGAUGACAGCAGGGCCAGCGCUGCCAGGAGCACGUCUGAACGCAGCUUUAACACGUCACUCUCCUCUCAGUCCCCGGCCACUUACGAAAACUCUAAUGUUGUCGUUUUUGAGGGGGACUGGGCUUGGCUGAAGAGACUUCCUGAUGGAAACUUUGGCAGCAUCAACUCCAAAACCAGUGAUGUCUUCGAACUGAUGAACGACAUGCGGAAUGACAACGUCAACCCUUUCCUGGGCUUUUUUCAUGACUGUGGCGUGUUCGCAAUUGUGACUGAGUUCUGCUCCAGAGGCAGCCUGGAGGACCUUCUGCUGAACGAAGACGUCAAACUGGACUGGAUGUUCAAGUCGUCUCUGCUGUUGGAUCUGAUAAAGGGUAUGAAGUAUCUUCAUCAUCGUGGAGUGUGUCACACUCGUCUAAAGUCUCGAAACUGCGUAGUGGACGGGCGUUUUGUCCUUAAGGUUACAGACUAUGGCUAUAACGAGGUCCUGGAGUCCCAGAGGUUCCCCAUAGGUGAAGCACGUCCUGAUGAGCUGUUGUGGACAGCUCCAGAGAUCCUGAGGAGUGGGCAGCCAGGUCUCUACGGGACUCCCCCUGGUGACGUUUACGGCUUUUCCAUCAUCAUGCAAGAGGUUGUGAUCAGAGGACCUCCAUUCUGCAUGUUAGACCUAUCUGAUACAGAGAUAAUAGAGAAGCUGCAAAGGCCUCCUCCUUUGUGUCGUCCAGUGGUUAGUCCAGAUUUCGCUCCGAUGGAGUGCAUUCAGCUGAUGAAGCAGUGCUGGAAUGAACAGCCAGAUAAGAGGCCCACAUUUGAUGAAAUCUUUGAUGAGUUUAAGAAUAUUAACAAAGGAAAGAAGACCAACAUCAUAGACUCCAUGCUGAGGAUGCUGGAGCAGUACUCUUCUAACCUGGAGGAGCUGAUCCGUGAGCGAACCGAGGAACUGGAAAUUGAAAAACAGAAAACAGAAAAGCUUUUAACACAGAUGUUGCCUCCGUGCGUUGCAGAAGCUUUGAUGGUUGGUGGGACCGUGACGCCCGAAUAUUUUGACAACGUGUCACUCUAUUUCAGCGACAUUGUUGGCUUCACUACCAUCUCAGCCAACAGCGAACCCAUUGAGGUAGUUGACCUCCUCAACGACCUCUACACACUUUUUGAUGCCAUUAUAGGAAACCAUGAUGUGUACAAGGUGGAGACAAUAGGCGAUGCCUACAUGGUGGCAUCAGGUGUCCCUGUCCCCAACGACAACCGCCACACUGCAGAAAUUGCCAACAUGUCUCUUGACAUUCUCAGUGCUGUGGGAACCUUUAAAAUGAGACACAUGCCUGAUGUUCCUGUUAGGAUACGUAUUGGACUCCACACAGGUCCAUGUGUAGCAGGCGUGGUGGGUCUCACGAUGCCACGCUACUGUUUGUUUGGAGACACAGUGACCACUGCCUCUCGCAUGGAGUCCAGUGGGAUGCCCUACAGGAUCCAUGUUCACCAGAGUACAGUAAAGGUCCUGAGGGAACUCAAUCUUGGCUACAAGCUGGAGCUGAGAAGCCGCACAGAAGUCAAGGGAAAAGGAAUAGAAGAGACAUACUGGCUUGUAGGGAAAGAUGGAUUUACCAAACCUCUGCCUGUUCCUCCAGAAGUCAAGUCAGGCAUGAUGCUGCAUCCAACAAGAGACCUGAGGCGGGUGUUUCAUAAAGCCGUGAAGAAGAUCGCUCACGUACGAGUUGUGACUCAGCUCUACGUUCCCGAAGACGACCACAACGUCCUGCUAACGCACCACUAA